AGGGCGUAAACUUGUAUGUUACCAUAUGGCAACACUAGGCGUUUGCACUAAGUGAUUUCAAAUAAUUACAGAUAUGACUUUUCACUUGCGGAAGCGCUUGAUAUGGUGUAUAACGAUGAUCUUGACGGCGAUAUUUACAUUGAGCCACCAGAACCCAAUGUAGACACAGAUGAGGACUCAGCUGACGAGGACGAUGGCCGGCUAGUUGACAAUUUGACAGCUCGACAGUUGCGAGCCCCGGCCGAAAUGAGAUUAUACAAUCACGAGAGAUUGGGUACCCAAUAUGAGGUUGAAUGUGAUGCAAAUAUAGCAGAUCAGGAAACAAAUACUGUGCCUACUCCGGUUCUUGUGCAGGAAUACACAACUUGGCUAAAAGAUAGGCGAAACCAGUCUAAAUCAUUUAUACCUCAGUGAGAAAAAGGCGCAGACUAUGCAGUUGUACCGCCAAAAUAUUUUCCGCCACCAGAUUAUUCCAGAUUUAAGCAA
Molecule: messenger RNA, 486 nt
Organism: Anthonomus grandis grandis
Lineage: Eukaryota; Metazoa; Arthropoda; Insecta; Coleoptera; Curculionidae
Exons: 2
Coding region: 103-414 (103 amino acids)
Source: RefSeq, a predicted model, not a curated record